UAAUGCAGCUCCCUCCACAGGGACCAUGUCCACCCGGCGCCUCCGCAGCGAGGACUACAACGACUACAGCUCCACGGACGUCACGCCAGAGGGGAGCCCGCCCGGCGGCAUGAACGGUUUUGCCCACCCUGAGUCCUACCAGCGCUUUGGGGAGGCCAACGGCACAACGUGGUACCAGACCCUGAUCCACCUCCUGAAGGGGAAUAUCGGCACGGGGCUGCUGGGGCUGCCUCUGGCUGUGAAGAAUGCCGGCAUCCUGCUGGGUCCUGUGAGCCUUCUGGUGAUGGGAGUCGUGGCUGUACACUGCAUGGGCAUCCUGGUGAAAUGUGCCCAUCACUUCUGCUACAGGUUCCAGAAGCAGUUUUUGGACUAUGGGGGUGCCGUGGUGUACGGGCUGGAGUCAACUCCCAGCGCAUGGCUGCGGACACAUGCCGUCUGGGGAAGGCGUGUAGUGGGACUUUUCCUGAUCGUCACUCAGUUGGGUUUCUGCUGCGUGUACUUUGUCUUUCUGGCUGACAAUCUGAAACAGGUCAUAUCUGCAGCAAAUGGGACCACCAAUGACUGCAGCCCAAACAGGACAGUGGUCAUGACCCCCACCAUGGACUCCCGGCUAUACAUGCUUUCCAUCCUGCCUUUUGUGGUGUUGCUCACGUUCAUCCAGAAUCUCAAGGUCCUGUCCAUCUUCUCCAUGCUGGCCAACGUGGCCAUGCUUGUCAGCCUUGUUGUGAUCUACCAGUACAUCGUCAGGGACAUUCCUGAUCCCAAGGACCUGCCUCUAGCAGCAGCCUGGAAGACCUACCCUCUGUUUUUUGGCACCGCGAUCUUUGCUUUCGAAGGCAUCGGGGUGGUAUUGCCUUUGGAAAACAAGAUGAAGAACCCCCGGCAGUUCCCACUCAUCCUCUAUGUGGGGAUGACCAUUGUCACCAUUUUGUACAUCAGCCUGAGCGUCCUGGGGUACCUGCGCUUCGGGGCGGACAUACAGGCCAGCAUAACCCUCAACCUGCCCAACUGCUGGCUGUACCAAGCUGUCAAGCUGCUCUUCUCCUUCGGGAUUUUCUUCACGUACGCCGUGCAGUUCUAUGUGCCCGCUGAGAUCAUCAUCCCUCCCCUCGUCGCCCGAGUGUCGGAACGCUGGGGCUGGCUGGUCAACCUGCUCCUCAGGGUGGUCCUGGUCAGCGUGACCUGUGUCCUGGCCAUCCUCAUCCCGCGCCUGGACAUCGUCAUUUCGCUGGUGGGCUCCGUCAGCAGCAGUGCCCUGGCUCUCAUCUUCCCCCCGCUGCUGGAGAUCGCCACCUACUACACAGAAGGCAUCCACCCCCUCGUCGUGGCCAAGGACAUCGCCAUCAGCCUCUUCGGCUUCGUGGGCUUCGUGGUGGGGACAUACGAGGCGCUGGUGGAGCUGAUAGCGCCCGCCGCUGCUGUUGUGAACAGCACCAGUGUCAUGGUGCAGUGAUGGGCCCCCCCCGACCCUGCCGGCCCCUCUGGAUGCCAUGCUGGGGGCACACGGGCACCGGGCACUGCUGGUCCCCUGGGAAUGGCCUCCCCUCUCCUCUCGGGAAUCAGGGUGGCUUUGGCCUGCGAGAGGACAGGGCCACCCCCCACUGCAGCCGUCCCUCUGCGGUGGGGUCCCAUGCUGGGCUCCGGGCUGGACCAGUGCCUUCCUUGGGGGCUUUUUGGGCAGGUGAUACAGCAAAACAGCCCUCUGGGCACCUGUAAAUAGUCACUUUGAGAGGUGAGGAAUCCCAGGGAUAUAGAUUUUGAUUUUAUUUUAUUUUUUUAAAUCCCAACCUUUCUGUAUAUCCCCCGUUCCUUCAGUCAGGGCGGGGAACAGGGACUGUUCUUUUUUGUGCCAGUUUGUUUGGUUUUUUUUCCCUCAGCACUUUAUUUUUACAGCAACAGAGAAACCUCAGCUCAGGUUGGAAAGUGUGGAGCUUCUUCCCCACCCCAGCCUUGUGGGGAGGGUGGGCAGAGCCACCAAGGUUUGGAGCAUCCUGGGGCCCCCCCAGCUCUCCCGUGGUGGGAUCCCCAGACAUGGCAUUUGCUCCUGCCCUGCUCCGGUGCUGUUCCAGCUGCCUCGGGAGCUGGGCACUGGGCACGGCACCUCCCUGCCCUGGGAGGGUUUGCUGAACCCUGGUCCACGCUUUCAGUAGUGACACUUCUUUUUUCCCCAUCUAACGCACAUACCUAACGCGUGGCUUUAGAGAACCGAGGCAUGGGGAGAGCGAAUUGGCUCGGCCAGAACAAGGGUCUGAGCCAGUCGCCUUGGGGUGUGAGCCCCCUCCCUGCACGGGACAUGGUGUCCCCGGGGCUCACCGUGUGCUGCCCACACACCACAAAAAACAUCACCUUGUUUACAGUGCCCGAGCUGGCCCUGGCACGCUCCGGCUGCAUUUGCAGGCUGACACUGAAUGUCAAAUCACACACAAAGGAUUUUUUUUUUUUUUUUUUUUGUGUGUUUAGGACAAGAGAGCAAAUGCAUCCUCCGUGGGAUGUCUUUUAUUAGAGGUGCAAAAAGGUUUUGGCUGAGCCCCCUCCCCUGCAACCCCGUGUUGGCCAAACUCCUCCUUGCUAAUGCAGCAUCUCCCAGACGCCAGCAGCGUGGUGGUUUCCUUUGGAGAGCCUUUAUCCCUGCAUCCUGCUGCACCCGUGUCUCCCUGCGGGUGGGCAAAGGCUGCUGGCGGUGUGGGAAAGGAGUGUGAAUAUAGCCCUGGUGGGCUGUGUUCCCAUCUUUGAUGGAGGGUGAGUGAGGCUUGGGGUUAUUUUUGGUGUUUAACCUGCUCCUGGGAGGAGAAGGCUGUGCAGAGCGGUGUCCCUGCAGCCUGCCUCCUCCGUGUGUCAUGUUUCAGUGUCUUGCGCUGUGUCCCCUUUGCUGGCUCUGCUCUGGGUGCCCUGUGCCGGUACACGGACCCGUGACCAGGUCCAGGGCAGGUCUGUGCCACAUCGCUGCUCCUUUCCAGCCCCUCACCUGCUUGCUGCAUCUCUUGGUGCUCGCUUCGUCUCCUCCAAGUCUGUGCUGGUGAAGGUUUUGGCCUGCUCCAGCAUAGCUUGGUCCUGACCAGAGCAAAGCUUUAAGUCAGAUCCUCCAUCUGGAGGACACCACGGGGAUAGAGGGCAAACGCGGGGGCUCCAGGGCAUGCUGUGGACAGGAGAAGUGCAAUAUUCACGUCCAUCACUCUGUACUGACCCUGGCGUGGCCCUUGGGGGCUGGAUUUGAGUGCAGAAAUGUCACCCUUGGCAGAGCAGGGCAUGCUGUGAGGAGCAGGGGACGUCUGAUGCUUGCCCCCAGCUCUGUCGGUACUCCACAAGAAGGCUGGCCACGUUUUGGGGGACAGCUGUGUGCCAGGGCAUGUCCCCAGCCCGGCACUGGGCAUCAGUGGGUUUGCUAGAAGGGCCCCACGCAUCCAAACUCACUUUGCAAUCAGUGAUGAAGACCUCAUUUCCAAGGAGACCGGGAUAUCACAGCAUUAAAUGUUUUUAGCAGUUCGUCACUUUUAUUGGGGAGAGCAGGGUGUGUUUGGAGAUGGGGCCACAGGUGCUAGUGGGGGCACGUGGUGUGAGGGGCUCUGCCAAACCAGGAGGACCUGACACAGGACUCGAUGGACACAAAAACUUGACACUUGUGUAUUGUAGGCUGCUCUGUAACCAAGGAAACUGUAAAUAUACGAGUUAUUAAUGUACAUGUCUUGUGCCUAUGGAUAUUGUCAGCGUACUGCGUGUGUAGCUGCCCAGUGCAAGAGCUGGUGCUGCACCUGAAUCAUGUAUCUUACUUUAAUCAAUAAAUAUGAUCUAUUUUUUACGUGAAAAGGU
Molecule: messenger RNA, 3807 nt
Organism: Athene cunicularia (burrowing owl)
Lineage: Eukaryota; Metazoa; Chordata; Aves; Strigiformes; Strigidae
Product: proton-coupled amino acid transporter 1-like
Exons: 10
Coding region: 26-1453 (475 amino acids)
Biological process (GO): proton transmembrane transport; proline transmembrane transport; L-alanine transport
Cellular component (GO): vacuolar membrane
Molecular function (GO): amino acid:proton symporter activity; L-alanine transmembrane transporter activity; glycine transmembrane transporter activity
Source: RefSeq, a predicted model, not a curated record